AUGGCCGCAGGCCGUGUCGCUGCUCAACGAGAUGCCGGGGGCGAAGUUGGAGCCCGACGUCAUCAGCUACAACUCGGGGAUCAGCGCGUGCGUGCAGGGCGAGCAGUGGCAGCGCGCUGUGGCGCUGUUAAACACGAUGUUGGAGGCGGAGCUGGAACCAACCGUCAUCAGCUACAACGCCGGGAUAAGCGCAUGCGGGAAGGGCGAGCAGUGGCAGCGAGCUCUGGCGCUGCUCAGCGAGAUGCGGGAGGCGAAGCUGGAGCCAACCUCAGCUACAACGCUGGGAUCAGCGCGUGCGAGAAGGGCGAGCGGUGGCAACGGUCUAUGGCUCUGCUCAGCGAGAUGCGGGAGGCGAGGUUGGAGCCAACCGUCAUCAGCUACAGCGCCGGGAUAAGCGCAUGCCGGAAGGACGACCAGUGGCGGCGGGCUCUGGCACUGUUCAGUGAGAUGCUGGAGGCGAGGCUAGAGCCAACGGUCAUCAGCUACAAUGCCGGAAUAAGCGCAUGCGAGAAGGGCGAUCAGUGGCAGCUGGCUCUUACGCUGCUGAGCGGGAUGCGGGAGGCGAUGCUGGAGCACUGCGUCAUCAGCUACAACGCUGGGAUCAGCGCGUGCGGGAAGGGCAGGGAGUGGCAACGGGCUUUGGUGCUGCUCAGCGAGAUGCGGGUUACGAAGUUGAAGCCCGACGUCAUCUUCAGCUACAACGCUGGAGUCAGCGCGUGCGAGAAGGGCGAGCAGUGGCAGCAGGCCCUGUCGCUGCUCAGCGAGAUGUGGGAGGCGAGAGUGGAGUCCAACGUCGUCAGCUACAACGCUGGAGUCAGCGCGCUUGCCAAAGUUGAGCAGUGGCAGCAGGCCCUGUCGCUGCUCCGUGGCAUGCGGGAGGCGAGGUUGGAGCCCGACGUCAUCAGCUACAGCGCUGGGAUCGGCGCGUGCGAGAAAGGCGAGCAGUGGCAGCUGGCCCUGUUGCUGCUCAGCGAGAUGCCGAUGGCGAAAGUAGAGCCCGACGCUUGCAGCUACAACGCUGCGAUCAGCGCUUGUGAGAAGGGCGACCAGUGGCAGCGGGCUUUGUCAUUGAUCUGUGAGAUGGUGAAGACGAAGAUUGAGCCCGACGUCAUCAGCUACAACUCGGGGAUCAGCGCGUGCGAGAAGGGCGAGCAGUGGCAGCGCGCCCUGGCGCUGCUCAGCGAGAUGCGGGAGGCGAAGCUGGAGCCGACCGUCACCUUCAGCUACAGCGCUGGGAUCAGCGCGUGCGAGAAAGGAGAGCAGUGGCAGCGGGCGCUGGCGCUACUCAGAGAGAUGCGGAAAGCGAAGCUGGAACCCAACGCUUCCUCAGCUACAACGCCAGCAUCAGCGCUUGCGAGAAGGUCGAGCAGUGGCAGCGUGCUUUAG
This is a messenger RNA of Prorocentrum cordatum, 1386 nucleotides long. The record is from the annotation of a GenBank genome assembly. NCBI's taxonomy places the organism in Eukaryota, Dinophyceae, Prorocentrales, Prorocentraceae.